Messenger RNA from Lactuca virosa, 1488 nucleotides. NCBI's taxonomy places the organism in Eukaryota, Viridiplantae, Streptophyta, Magnoliopsida, Asterales, Asteraceae. The record is from the annotation of a GenBank genome assembly.
AUGUUAUUUUCCGGCAAAACAACCUCCACCGAAGACAGUAUUAGUCUCAUUAACUCCAAAACAACAAUACUAGGGCAAAAACUAUACGUCGUCAUCGCCGUUACAGUAGCAGGUAUCGCAGUGGUUUUCCUACUGAUCUUCCGCUUUCUUCUUCAUAAACAUAAAUCGAAACGUCGUAAUAGAAGAAUGCUAGUCAAUCAGGGCUCAGAAGUGUUGCAUUUGGCGUCGGAAACGGUGAAUGUCGAAGCGAACAUGAAAUGCUUAGAUCAAACUGAUGAGAAAUCGACGAAAUCAUUAAUUAGUAUGUUUGAGAUGGAUGAUGAUGAUGAGGGAUACGAGAGUAAACUGAUAAUCAAAGUUGUUGAGGGGAAAUCAGAUGAUGAUACAUCGCCAUCGGGAAGCAACGAGUCGAGUACAGGUACGAGUGGGAGUGGGAGCGAUGUGGCGUCAUCUUCGGUCUCUGCGGAGAGUUUGAAGAACAUUGGUUGGGGGCGAUGGUUCAGCUUGAACGAGCUUGAAAUUGCGACGAAUAGAUUUGCAGCGGAGAAUGUGAUCGGAGAAGGAGGAUACGGUGUUGUGUACAGAGGAGUUUUACACGAUGGUUCCACGGUGGCGGUGAAGAAUCUUCUUGACAACAGGGGACAAGCGGAAAAGGAAUUUAAAGUGGAGGUUGAAGCCAUUGGAAAAGUAAGGCAUAAAAACCUCGUUGGUUUAAUUGGAUUUUGUGCAGAAGGUGCUAAGAGGUUGCUUGUGUAUGAGUAUGUUGACAAUGGAAAUCUGGAGCAAUGGUUGCAUGGAGACACGGGACCCACCAACCCACCUCUAACUUGGGAGAUCCGCAUGAAGAUCGCCAUUGGGACUGCAAAAGGAUUGGCGUAUUUACACGAAGGGUUGGAGCCAAAAGUUGUUCAUCGUGAUGUUAAAUCAAGCAACAUACUCGUGGAUAAAAAUUGGAACGCAAAAGUAGCUGAUUUUGGACUUUCCAAAUUACUCGAAUCUGGUAAAAGCUAUGUGACUACACGAGUAAUGGGGACAUUUGGAUAUGUGUCACCUGAUUAUGCAAGCACAGGAAUGCUUAAUGAAGGAAGCGACGUGUAUAGCUUUGGAGUUUUACUUAUGGAAAUAGUCACCGGAAAGAGCCCAGUUGAUUAUUCUCGACCACCUGGAGAGAUGAACCUGGUUGAGUGGUUUAAAGGAAUGGUGGGGAGUCGUCAAGGGGAGGAGUUGCUAGAUCCAAAGAUCAAUGUACGCCCUUCUCCAAGAGCUUUAAAAAGAGCAUUGUUGGUGUGCCUUAGAUGUAUAGAUAUGGAUGCAAGUAAGCGUCCAAAAAUGGGACAAAUUGUACACAUGCUCGACUCAAAUGAAUUUCCUUUUCGUGGAGAACAUCGGCUGCCUAGGGACACGACGAUACCUCGUCCAAAUGCACCUGCUACUUGUAAAUUUCCUUUACAACCGGAUGAUGAUGAACAAAGAUCGAAUUUGAGAUGA